This is a messenger RNA of Rotaria socialis, 306 nucleotides long. The record is from the annotation of a GenBank genome assembly. NCBI's taxonomy places the organism in Eukaryota, Metazoa, Rotifera, Eurotatoria, Philodinida, Philodinidae.
AUGCUUGGUAUUAACAAUCAAGUGGCUUCUUCUGUUUCUCCAACAGUAACAAUUGAAACGGCUGAUUUAGAAGAUGGUCAUCCAAAUCAUCAACUAUGGAAAAAAUUGACUGAUACGGGACGUUACUCAUUUCCUGGCCGUCUAUUUAUAUGCAAGCAAUGCCGAUCAUCAUCUCUAAAAAAAACGGCAACAAGCAAAGAAGCAAGAGAAAAAGUUGAACACUUUCUGAGCGUGUUGACAAAGAAACGUAAUCUUAUAUUAGAAUUGCUUGUUUACGAAGAAUGGAAUAGUGUUGAUGCAAAUUGA